AUGGGAGAUGAUGUGCCUGGUGUUUCAAUCAUCAAGCCGCUAAUGGGAGUUGACCCUCUUUUAGAAUACAAUUUAGAAUCCCAUUUUAAGUUGACAUACCCGAAGGUAAUAUUAUUGUGCAUAGAAAAUGUUUUAUUUGACGAUUCUUAUAAAAAAAAUAUAUUUUUUAAGACCUAAUUUGUUUUCAUCCAACAAGAUCUAUAUAAGAAGAAGCCAACGUAGAUUCAUUACGCUCGGAAUCUUUAAUAAAAAAGGAAAGUGAAUGGAAUUUUAAAUUUUACCACCGGGCAGCCAAACCUAAAAUUAUUUGUGGAAAGCUGAUAUUAGGGAUAAAUAUUUCUCAAAACGCAGUGAUGCUAGAAAUGUAAACAAUUAUGCAUAUUUUUUGUGUAAAAAAAAGGAAAGUCUGAUUUACAUUUUCCGAAGUAUAAAUUUCAAGGGCGAGGAAAAUUUUAAAACUUUUUUUUUGAUGAUACGAUAUUGAUAGUUACAUGCCCAUUGGCAGGUAGCAUGGAUCCCAAUAUGCCUUCUCUUUUUGACCCGGUAACACCGGGUCAUAUUCACUAGUAUCAUUAUACUUAAGCUAUUUUCCAUAGUUUUAUUUUACAACACUUAAACUUAUUACUUAAAUUCUUUAAGUAUUUAAUUUUGACGGAUUAUAUUAUAGGCGUCCACUUAGACCAAAAUAUCAAAUGCUUUUAAAGUAAUGCCAAAAUUCCUUUUUUAACAUACAAUGAGCUGUAAAAAUCUGCUCAAGUUGACUAAUCAAUAUUAAUAAGAAUAUGCUUUAAAAAUAAGCACACUUGGCUUAAAAAUGAUUAACAAACUUUUAUGAUAAUAAAUCUGAUAAUAGUUGCCUGUAUAUUUGAUUUGUUAAUGUUGGUGUCAAAUAAAAAUUAGUCUAUCUACAAAGAAGUAGUAAAAAUGCAUUGUACGGUACAAAAUUUAAAGCCCUUCGGUGAAAAUUAUUUAUAAUUUUUUGUUUGAAGAAUCAUUUUGCUUGUAGAAAUUGCUUGAUUAUUUAUUGUAUUUAUUAUUACAAUCUGGGGAGAAAUUAGCAAAAGAUUUACCUUUAAUGAUUUACGCUGGAGAUCAAGAGAGGGAAAUUGACAUGGGGAUGGGGAAGAAAGAAUAAUAGAAAAAAAAUCAUAUUGUGUCAUAUUUGAAAAAGAAUUUUACUAAACGAUUGUUGAAUGAUUUUGUAAUAAAAAUGAAUAAAAAUUAGUUAUAAGCUUAUUGAUAUUAUUUUUAUCAUGCUAGAAUUGGCUAUGCCUUAGAUAACAUGAAAUCUAAGUCAUUCCAGGGGGGUGCCAUAGCCGUAAAGGUGUAACAAAUGGUUGCAAUUAAUUUUUAUUUAUAUACUUAUGGGCAAACGAACCAAAUUUAUUUGAAGAUCUUUCUUUUCUUUUUUGCUUAAGUUAUUAUUUUGUCCUUGAGUGUGCAUGGCUUUAGCGUCAUACUAAUUUUAACUUAAAUGUCUUAACUUAGCUAUUGAUUCUUCAAAGCAUCCAUUUAGAUUUGUUUAAUUAUCAAUUAAUGCUAUGCAUUGUCAAAGGAAUGAAAUUCUGUCCUUAGAAAUUAUUUAGAUUUUUUAGAUUUGAGCAGAAUAACAAACAAAUUAUACUGUAAAAUUCAUUCUUGUCUAUCAAUAUCUUAGACACCCAAGUGUGCACUUGUCAUACUACUUGUCUAUCAGUAUCUUAGACACCCUAGUGUGCACUUGUCAUACUUAUUCUCCAUCAGUAUCUUAGACACCCAAGUGUGCACUUGUCACAAAAAAACUUGUAUUCUGUUACAAUCAAUCGAAAAUGGAAUAAAAACGGUAUUUAUCUAUUUUUUGUAUGUAAGAUAAUUUUAUAAACCUUGAACCUGGGUUAUAGUGAGUCAUUCUGACAUGAUUUCUCCAGUUAAAGCAUGUUUAGCUCAAUCCAUUGCGCAGGCAGAUAUCACAAUUUUAAUUUAGUUGUGAAAUAUUUCCUCCAUUUUAGUUUGAACUACUUUUUUGCGUCCAUGAUGAUCAAGAUGCUGCGGUGACAGUUGUCAACAGUUUACAUGAGCGCUACCCUCAAGUGGAUAUGCAGUUAUUUAUUGGUAAAUGUUUUACUCUUUAAUUUAGGGUACAUUUUAAAUUUUUUUUAAAAAGUUUUUUAGGCCUAUAUAUUAAUCAAGUCUGUUAUUCAAAGUUCUAAAAAAAAAAAUCAAUUAAUUCUUUUGUCAGAGAAAUGCAAAUGACACCAAAGCAUCUGUUUUGAACAAUGUAACUGAAGUCUCUAAAUCGCUUUAGAAUAAACGAAACUAUCACAGGCUAUUUAAGUAAAAUGUUGUAUCAGUUUGAAAUAAAUAAAUAUUAAGACCUCAAAGACUGAUAACCUGUAUUUUUUUAAAAUUAUAACUUUGUAAUAGAACUACCCUGCCCCACCUGUCUCACCCCCAUAGUUGAUGGAGAUGUCAAAUAACACUGUAGGUGUAGUCGAUAUGAACAUUUCUAAAACCAAUUUUAAUACAAACUUAAUCUGAAAUCCUGGAAUUAUAGAUUUAAAAAAAAAUCAUCUUUGCAAUGAGUCUUUAAGAAAGAACUUUUAAAAUUAAUUUUCAAUAAAAAAAAAAAAUAGUACCAGCAUAUAUUUCAGUGUCCCACAUUUUUCAAAGCUUUUUUGUUUUUUUGCAUUCUUUGAAGAUUUUCUUUUAUGAGUUUUAUUUAGGCAUUUAUAUCCUAUAAUGGUGAUUUUGUAUGUCUGGAUUUUUUUUAAUACAUUUAUUUGAAAUUUUUGGAUACAAUGGAAAUCUUUGGAUGUAAUACAUGUAAUAACUUGUCGUAGUUAAAUGUAUAACUCUUUGCCUGAUAUUCAGGAGGUGUCAAUGAUGUUGUGAAUCCUAUGGUACAAAAUAUGGUUCCUGCUUAUGAUGCAGCAAAGUAUGAGUAUGUGUGGAUCAGUUCCAGUCGAAUUGAAGGUCAUUAUUAUUUUUAGGGUAAUCUGGGGGGAGGACUGCAUUCAGGUUGAAGCAGUUUUUAGUUGAAAUUUUCAUUGUUUAGGUAUUUCAGGUUUCCCCCUACUCUGUAUGUUACAUUUCAUAUUAUUAUUUUUAGCCUGGUAUAUUUUCUAAUCAACAAAUCUACCAUAUAAAUAUCUGAUCAUUCAUUGUUAAUUUUCUUUUUUUUUUUUUUUAUUUUAAUAUAUAUCACAAUUUUGUGGUUGUAUUUCAUCUAUCUUUUUUUUACUUUCAUAUCUCAUCUUUUUUUUAAUAUCAUUUGUUGUUUUAUUUUUUUUUUUUUAUUUUUUUUUUUUUUUUUUUUUUUCUAUUCAACAAUCUUACAAUUUAAUUUUUUGUUUUUUUUUUUUUAUUUUUUUUUUUUUUUUUUUAGUUUAAUAUAUAUCACAAUUUUGUGGUUGUAAUUCAUCUAUCUUUUUUUUACUUUCAUAUCUCAUCUUUUUUUUAAUAUCAGUUGUUGUUUCAUUUAAGACAGUUAGACUAGUAGUAAAGGAAGCAGUAAACUGUGUAAAUUGAAUACAGCCCUUUAAUUAUUAUGUAAAUAAUAGCAAACUUACGAUUUUUCUCAUUUGGUUUCAGCUUCUAAUGAAAUAAUAUUUGAUUUGGCCAGCAAACUACAACAGUCCAAUGUUGCAUUAGUUCAUCAAAUACCGUUUACUACUGAUAAUCCUGGCUUUGGAUCCACUGUUGAGAAGGUUUUGCAUUACUCUUUUUAAGUUCUUUAUUUCUCUUGCUAGUUCAUAUAAUAAUUUUUUUAAAAAUCCUAUUUUAGAUUUAUUAAUAUUGAUCAUAUACUUAUUCCACUUGUUCAUUUACUAAUUCAUCCUACUCCUAUGGAUAAUCUAAAUCCAAUUGUUCAUUUACUAAUUUCUCCUAUGGAUAUACCAAAUCCACUUUUUCACAUAUUAAAUCAUCCUAUAUAUAAGCUAAAUCCAAUAUUUAAUUUACUAAUUCCCCCUAUGGAUAAACUAAAUCCCUCACUUUCAUAUACUAAUUCCUCUCAAAUUCCUUUUUUUCUUUCAAACUUCAGAUAUACUUUGGCUCUGCCAUGACUAGGUUCUACAUAUCAUUUAAUAUGUUAGGACUUUGCUGUGUGAUUGGGAUGUCCUACAUUUUCAAAAAAUCUUUAUUAGAUCAGGCCAAUGGCCUAAAGUGGUAUGGACGCUACUUGGCCGAAGAUUUUUUUCUGACGCGAGCACUUCAUGAGAGGUAAAAUAUUAAACAGUUUUUAUUCUUUUACUGAUUAGUUUAUUAUAAGAUUAUUAACAGAGGUUGGUUCAAACCAUGUUUUUUAAAAUUUAGUAUCAUCUUUAACAAUUAAUUGUGUUAACCUGAAAGUUGAAUCAAAAAUGUCUACAAUAACUAUAUAUAUAUAUAUUGAAAACGUGGUAUAACAAAAUGCUAUUAUUAUUACUCUUAAAAAUUUUUUAGGGGUCAAUUGAUUAUGUCAGCGAUCCCAGCAAAACAAAAUGUAGGACAGAUAACAUUAAGAGGGUUUGUUGAACGGAUGGUGAGGUAGGUACAGCUUGUAAACAAGCCAUGCUAGAAGCCUCUUAGAAUAAUUAGCAUUGUGUUGGAGAUAUAUCUUUUUAGUUACAAAUAAUUAGGAACAUUUUUUUUAUUCUAUCUAGAAAAUGAUUCUACUUGGAUUGUUCUUGUGUUGCAGGUGGAUGAGGCUGCGACUCAACAUGAUGACUUUAGUGACAGGAUUUCUUGAGCCGUUAUCAGACUGUUUCCCACUCGGCAUUUGGGCUGGCUGGGCACUUAAUUACUUUUUUGCAAUAAAUCCAUUUUAUUUCUUCACAUUCCAUGUCAUUUCAUGGCUUAUAAUGGAUUUCAUUCAGCUUACUUCCAUGCAGGUGAGUACGCUUCCAUAUGGAUAA
Lymnaea stagnalis (great pond snail) is the source of this 4874-nucleotide messenger RNA. Lineage: Eukaryota; Metazoa; Mollusca; Gastropoda; Lymnaeidae. The record is from the annotation of a GenBank genome assembly.